CUAGCCACUCUACUAGUUUAACCGCGCGUCUGCUCUGUCUGUGUUGUUGUUGAAGCAAUGAAGCAACAUUGCACUUCGAGAAGUGGUCAGCACUGAAGUUUUUGUCGUCUGCUGGUCAGGCACAUUGUGAUACUUUUUGAGACCAGUCGUUUGUUUUUGGUGGAGCAGGUUUAAUGUAAUCGAAUGCUAACAAUGUGGGCCAUGCUCUUGUUCGCAUUUCUUCUGUUUGCCGUGGAAGAGAUCAAAGCCACACCCCUCCUUGCCGUGCCAGACUUUGGACAGGCAUAUCACGUGAAAGGAGUCAUCUCUCUUCCUUAUGCGGAGAUCAAGGAACCUUUUGAGGCUUGGUAUGAUUUGAAGGGAGGUAGAAGCCGGGUUGAUUAUUAUCAUGGUCAAGUCUCUACCUACCAGCUCAGUGCCCAGAAGCCUGCUGGAGUUGCUUAUAAGGUAACCCCUGUUACCACAGAAACUGAAAUGAAUGUCAUGAAGUGUUUCCAGGUCAAUGGAACUAAGGAAGACCCAGUCUUGCCCCAAGUGGCACUGCCAGACACAAGAAGCUUCCAGUUUGUGCGGACGGAGUAUUUUGGUGGGAUCCUAUGUGAGGUGUGGCAGAAUGUCACUCAAAUGGGCCCUAAACAAAACACCUACAGCCUGUGGGUGACACGGCCAGAGGGAGGACCCUCACCACCAACACCUGUUCACUAUGAAAUGAUUGGCUACAACACCCUGUUGGGAUCCCAUUAUGACAAGUACCUUUUGGACUACACUGAGUUCAGCACAAACACUGAGGAUAAAGACUUCUCUUUACCUGAAGGAAUGACCUGUGGUCCAUUCCCUGGCCCUGGAGUAGAGCACCGCUUGCUGGUCAAUCCUAUUCGAGAUCUGCUGCACACAUCCCCAGUGGGUCAUGCCCACCACCUCUUCGGCCAUUUCAAGGAGAAAUUUGCACGUCAGUACAAGGAUGACAAGGAGCAUGAGGAACGUGAGCACACGUUUGUCCACAAUGUGCGAUAUGUGCACUCUAAGAACAGGCAGGGUUUGACCUACACCCUAGCUGUGAAUCAUCUGGCUGAUCGCUCUUCUGCCGAGUUGGCUGCCCUUAGGGGCAGGCGUCACCGGACACCCAACAGGGGUCUGCCUUUCUCCAAAGAGCUGCGUAGUGUCACCCCCCCAGAAUCACUGGACUGGAGACUCUAUGGUGCUGUAACUCCAGUAAAGGAUCAAGCAAUCUGUGGCUCAUGUUGGAGUUUUGCAACAGCAGGAUCUCUAGAGGGAGCACUCUUCCUGAAGACGGGAGUGCAGCAGGUGCUAUCGGAGCAGAUGCUGGUGGACUGCACCUGGGGCUAUGGGAAUAAUGGCUGUGAUGGCGGAGAGGAAUGGAGGGCAUAUGAGUGGCUCAUGAAACAUGGCGGCAUAAGCACCACUGAUGACUAUGGAGCCUACACUGGCAUGAAUGGUUUUUGCCAUUAUAACACCUCAAAGUUGACUGCGCGUGUGAAAAGCUACACCAAUGUUACCAGUGGUGAUGCACAAGCCCUGAAGGUGGCGCUAUUCAAAAACGGACCAAAUGCAGUCAGCAUUGAUGCUGCACACAAGUCCUUCACCUUCUACAGCCACGGAGUGUAUUAUGAACCUGCUUGCAAAAAUGGAACUGAUGACUUGGACCAUGCAGUACUUGCAGUGGGUUAUGGGGUGCUGGAUAAUCAGCCCUACUGGCUGGUGAAGAAUAGCUGGUCAAGUUAUUGGGGCAACAGUGGUUUUAUCCUCAUGUCAAUGAAAGAAAACAACUGUGGAGUGGCAACUGAUGCGACAUAUGUCACUUUGGUCUGAAGACCAUCCAUUUUACGACGAUUUUACUUUUUAAUAAAAAAAUGUGAUGGAUGAUA
This is a messenger RNA of Alosa alosa (allis shad), 1886 nucleotides long. RefSeq lists its product as uncharacterized. The record is from RefSeq and is a predicted model, not a curated record. The transcript has 11 exons. Gene Ontology annotation, cellular component: lysosome. Gene Ontology annotation, biological process: immune response. Lineage: Eukaryota; Metazoa; Chordata; Actinopteri; Clupeiformes; Clupeidae. The coding region runs from base 184 to 1830 and encodes 548 amino acids. Gene Ontology annotation, molecular function: cysteine-type endopeptidase activity.